UCAUGGAUGUUGCUCGCAAAAUAAAGACGAAAGUGUGCGCUGGAUUCAAGAUGCGGGGACUUAUACUACGACCUGAAGCCAGCAGGUACCUUGUGGAGGUCCUGGAGUCUGUCGAUUCCUCUGAGCUGGAGGAUAUUAUUGAAAAGGUCCUGGAUGCAGUAGAAAAGCAACCAUUGUCCAGUAGUAUGAUCGAGCUGUCUGUGGUGGAGAUUGCAGUGCAGGACUGCACUCAGUCUUGUGAUGAAACCAUAGAUAAUGUUUUCAACAUCAUUGGAGCCUUUGAUGUUCCCAGAUACAUUUACAGUGUGGAGCGUAAAAAAUUUGUUCCCAUCAGCAUGACGAGUCAUCCGGCCCCAAGUCUGUGUGGUUUGGCUAGGGACAAAGCUGAACUGUUCAGGGAGCGCUACACAAUAUUACAACAGCGUACACAUCGACACGAGCUCUUCACCCCACCUGCAAUAGGAGCUGCUGUUGAAGAGGGUCAAAACAAAUUUCAGCUGAAGACAAUUGAAGCACUACUUGGUAGCACAGCUAAACUGGGAGAGGUGAUCGUACUCGGGAUGGUCACACAACUAAAGGAGGGUAAAUUCUUCCUGGAGGACCCAAGUGGAACAGUACAGCUGGACAUGUCCAAAGCACAGUUUCAUAACGGCCUAUACACAGAAUCCUGCUUUGUCUUGGCAGAAGGUUGGUACGAAGACUCUGUGUUCCACGUCAAUGGUUUUGGAUUCCCACCAACAGAGCCUUCAUCAGCCACGAGGGCUUACUACGGCAAUGUUAACUUCUUUGGAGGUCCGUCCACUACUUCAGUGAAGGUGUCGGCCAAGCUGAAGCAGCUGGAGGAGGAGAACGAGGACGCCAUGUUUAUAAUUGUCUCUGAUGUGUGGCUGGACAGUGUUGAAGUGAUGGAAAAGCUCAACCUAAUGUUCUCAGGCUAUGCUGCGAUGCCUCCCACCUGUUUCAUUUUAUGUGGAAAUUUCUCCUCUGUGCCAUAUGGAAAAACACAGAUCAAAUCACUCAAAGAGUCAUUGAAGGCUCUUGCUGAUGUAAUAUGUGCACACCCAAGCAUUCACAGCAGUAGCCGCUUUGUGUUUGUUCCUGGUCCUGAAGACCCUGGUACAAGCACCAUCCUGCCAAGACCUCCCUUGGCAGAUCACAUCACUGAGGAGUUCAGACAGAGGGUGCCAUUUUCCGUGUUCACUACUAACCCCUGCAGGAUCCAGUACUGCAGCCAGGAGAUCAUCAUUAUCAGGGAAGACCUGGUCAACAAGAUGUGCAGGAACUGUAUCCGGUUGCCCAACAACAAUCUUGACAUACCGAAUCAUUUUGUUAAGACCAUCCUGUCCCAGGGUCACUUGACUCCACUGCCACUGCAUGUCAGUCCUAUAUUCUGGGCGUAUGACUACUCGAUGCGUGUGUACCCAGUCCCUGAUGUCAUGAUCUUCGCUGACAAGUACGACCCCUUCAGCAUCACCAGCUCAGACUGCCUAUGUGUCAACCCGGGCUCAUUUCCAAAAAGUGGCUUUACAUUUAAAGUGUACUACCCAUCCAACAGAACUGUUGAGGACAGCAAACUUCAAGGAAUGUAAACAGAAGAGAGUGGAAUUACAAGCGGAGCUGUCUUUUUUUGUACAAUGUCUUUGUAUGAUACUGUAUGC
Messenger RNA from Scomber japonicus (chub mackerel), 1658 nucleotides. RefSeq names its product polymerase (DNA directed), epsilon 2 (gene pole2). NCBI's taxonomy places the organism in Eukaryota, Metazoa, Chordata, Actinopteri, Scombriformes, Scombridae. The transcript is spliced from 19 exons. The coding region runs from base 3 to 1589 and encodes 528 amino acids. Gene Ontology annotation, cellular component: epsilon DNA polymerase complex. The record is from RefSeq and is a predicted model, not a curated record. Gene Ontology annotation, biological process: DNA-templated DNA replication; error-prone translesion synthesis. Gene Ontology annotation, molecular function: DNA binding.